AUGGAAUCCAGAGAUUUUCUGUGGGCUGGAACCAAACCCAACCAUCCGUGGUGUGACAAAAAGAACCAUCGCCUUUGUCCUGUGGAAGCGCGGCAUCAAAACAAAUCGCAGGAACUCGCUAUGGAUCCCGCAUUCUUCUCCCUAAUUCCUGCUACUCUUCCAUGUUUCCGGAGUUAUAGAGAAUAUGAGAAGAGCAAGGGAAGCAAGAAAAUACUGUGGAUGAGUAAAUUCAGCUUCAGAAUUCCACAUUUCGAAUAUUCACGGGAUCUGCGGUCUCAGCUUGAAACUUGGCGGCUACGGCAUGCUACUGCAGGGGAGGUGCAGGAAAAUACUGGCAGUCAUUUAGGGCCGCUGCGCCACGCCGCCAGGAGUGUCCAGGCGGCGUCUGCCUGCUUCUGCUUGGCUCCCAGCUGGCCUCUUAGGCAGAUGGCUCCAGGUAACACAACUGUGUCCAAACGAGACAAAGUUAACUCCUACAUGUUAAAAAGAUCACUGUUCUUUGUGAGGCAACAAUGGUGUAGUCAGCGGCAGAACUGCAGCGUGGCGGCGUCAACGAGGGGCUUCGGCGACCCCUGUCCUGGCACCCUCAAGUACUUGGAGGCGCAUUUCCAGUGUGUUCCUGAACUAACGUCCUUCCUCCCUUGCAGUGAGUCCGCCCCAGCACACCGCGCGCGCCCCCCCGCACUGGUUCAUCGCCACCAAGACGACCGUCAGCUCCAUCACGGAGGACGACCUCUCUUUCCGUCGCCGCCCACGAAGAUCAGUCCCGCCGGCGCUGGCGGAAGGCAGCGCCAGUGGGGGGCCGUCACCGACGGCGUAGAGCGCGAGGGCGGCCUUGGCGCCGGUGUUGAAGGAAGCGUAGAGGGAGGCGACGGCACAGGCGUCGUGGGCGGCGCCGCCGACGUCGUGGGCACCGACCUCGGCAACCGGCUGAAGGGAACGCCCGCAGAGGACCUCCCACAGACGACCACCUCCACCACGACCACGACGACGCUACGCCCGCCGCCGUGGCUGAUCACCAACACCACCAAGAACACCACGACCUCCACCACCACCUCCUCCACCACGUCAACGACCACCUCGACCGCGAAGCCGUCGUCCUCGACCACGUCCACCACGGCGCGCCCCAACACCAACCUGGAGGCGCCCGCCGUCCCCUCCGAGGGCGGGUCCGAGGGCGGCAGAGACGACCACGAGCACCGGGACGCGGCCAAGGGCGCCGCCACCGACGGGCCCGACGCGUCCGACGCCGACAGAGUCUCCACCUCGACCAUCUCCACCACCACCGUGUGGGCCCCGCGCGCCGAGGUGCCGCCACGGAGGUCGGCGUGCCCAUCAGCGAGGCCUCGUGGUGCCCGCCGUCCUCCGGCCGCGGGUUGUUCUGGAACUGGACUCAGGGCGGCGAGGUGGCCGUGCAGCCGUGCCCGGGGGGGCGCCUCGGGCUGGCGCGCCGCCCCUGUAACCCGCUGGGCUGGCGGGCCCGCCGACCUCAGCGAGUGCCGCAGCGUGUGGCUGACGACGCUGACGGCGCGCGCGCACACCAACGACGCGGUGCUGGCGGUGGCGCACGACCUGGCCACGGUGACGGGGUCGCGGGCGCUCUACGGCGGCGACGUGACGGCCACGGCCAGGCUCCUGAACAGCCUGGCGCGGCGCAUGGCGGACGACGUCAGCAACUUCCCCGACCGCGACCAGCGCGAGGCCCUCGUCACGGAGCUCGUGGGCGCCGCCAUCGCCACGGGCUCGCACCUCAUGGGCGGGCAGCGAGACGCGUGGGCGGACCUGCGCCCGCCCGAGCACAGGGCGGCGGCCACCGCGCUGCUGCUGGGCCUGGAGGAGGCCGCCUUCCUGCUGGCCGACAACCUGCACCACGAGAAGACCGUCAACCACGCCGAGUCCAAUAUCUUGCUGCGCCUUCAGGUGGUGGAGACGCGCAACGUGGCCGCCGUCACCUUCCCUUCGCCGGGAGAGACGUGGCUGCAGCCGCCGCCCACACGCCCCUCGGACCUCUCCGACGCGCCCACGGGACACCCCUCGACCACCUCGGGAGAGCUCGACGCCCCCGCCGUUGCCACCUCCCUCCUCGGCGGUUCGUCGUCGUCGUCGUCGUCGUCCUCCUUCGACCCGACGAACAGCCUGCAGGACCCCGAGACGCCCCCGCCCGCGCCCCAGGACACCAUCACGCUCCCCCCGGAGGCGCUGCUCGAGAACUCCGAGAACGGCCUCGUCAAGAUGGUCUUCUUCAGCUACGACGGCCUCCACCACCUCCUGCAGCCCGACGGGAGGUCCUACAGGAUCAACGAAGCCAACUUCAAGGGCGUGAACGAAACCCGCGUGCUGAACUCCCGCGUCGUGUCGGCCUCCCUGGGCGCCGGACGUCACAUUGAACUGCCGGAGCCUGUCGUCCUCACGUUCACCAUGAUCAGGACAGUGAACGUCACCAACCCCGCCUGCGUCUUCUGGGACUACACCACCAGCUCGUGGUCCGAGGAAGGGUGCCGCGUCCUGCGCUACAACACGAGCCACACGGUGUGCCAGUGCGACCACCUGACCAACUUCGCCGUGCUCAUGGACGUGCACGCGACGCCCCUGGCCUACCCGCACCACCUGGCCCUCUCCAUCAUCACCUACGUCGGCUGCGUCAUCUCCAUCGUGUGCCUGCUCCUCGCCACCAUCGUGUUCCAUGCCUUUAGGGGCCUGAAGAGCGACCGGACGACCAUCCACAAGAACCUGUGCGUGUGCCUCCUGAUUGCCGAGACGGUGUUCCUGGCGGGCGUGAACCAGACGGACAAGCCGGUGGUCUGCGGCGUCGUGGCGGGCCUCCUGCACUUCUUCUUCCUCGCCGCCUUCGCCUGGAUGUUCAUGGAAGGUUUCCAGCUGUACGUGAUGCUGGUGGAGGUGUUCGAGGCGGAGAAGUCGCGCGUCCGCUGGUACUACGGCGCCGCCUACGGGUUCCCGGCGGUGGUGGUGGCCGUGAGCGCCGUCAUCGACCCCUUCAGCUACGGGACCAAGGACGCGUGCUGGCUCAGGGCGGACAACUACUUCAUCUUCGCCUUCGUGGGGCCCGUCAUCGCCGUCAUCAUUGCCAACUCCAUUUUCCUGACGAUGUCGCUGUUCAUCAUGUGCCGCCACGCCAACCUCUCCGCCUCCGUCAAGAACAAGGAACACACCAAGUUGGCCUCCGUCAGGAGCUGGGUCCGAGGCGCCGUCGUGCUGAUGUUCCUGCUGGGGCUGACGUGGACCUUCGGCCUCCUCUACCUCAACCAGGCCUCCGUCGUGAUGGCCUACGUGUUCACCGUCCUCAACUCGCUCCAGGGCCUGUUCAUCUUCAUCUUCCACUGCGUCCAGAACGAUAAGCUGGUCCCUCGCCUGACGUCCGGCCGCUGGACUCGGGGGGGAAGCAAGAACAGCACCACCACCUCCUCCUCGCAGGCCGGGGGGGGAAUGCCCCACCUGCCUGCGGGGGCGUCGGGAACAGCAGCGGGGGGAGCGGGAAUGGGAAUGGGGGCGGGCCCGGCGCGGGCGGGGUCGCUGUCCAGGGCCUCCCUCUCCAGGGGGUCGCUGGGCAGGGGGUCCCUCUCCCGGGCCUCGCUCUCCCGCACCCCCCAGAGGAACAGCAGCAGCCGCUCGGCUCGCCUCCACCACCACAACCUGCACACCCGCACCGCAGCGCUCGACCACGAAGAUGAGAAGUACUCGUUUAAGUCGUGCGGCCGAGACAGCGGCCACGGCGGCUCCGAGCAGGAGGACUCGCCGCGCGCCGGGCCCGCCGCCAAGCUGGCCGCCCUGCGCCUCAACAACAACGUGGCGCCGCACCUGCCGCCCGACCACCUGGUCAACCCCUUCACCACGGCCGCGGGCGCCGCCGCAGCCGCCGUCGGCCACGACCAGCCGUCGCCCGGCCCCGAGGCCCUGCUGCCCGACUACCGCCUGGGCGGGGAGGCCCCCACGCUGCGCCUGCCGUCGGCGGGCGUCGGGCCCCGCGGGCACCGCACGCACUCGCCCUGGAACCACACCUACACGGAGAUCCCUGACGGCGCCGCGGCGGCCGGCGUGCGCGGCGCGGGCGGCGACGGCGGCAGCGACCCCGUCUACGAGGAGAUCGAGCGCGAGGGGCGCUCCGAGCUGCAGGUGAGCGACCUGAGCGACGAGGACGGGCGGCGCCACAGCUCGGACAUCUCGCGGCAGUCGUCGCGCUCCUACGGCGACCACCGCCCCCUGCUGCCCUACACCCUGCCGGACCGCCACUCGGGCCCCCACCACCACCAGCCGCCCCUGCCGCAGUACGACCCGCGCCUCAAGGCCCGCCCGCGCCACCCCGACGGCCUCGACGACUCGCACACGCUGCCCGGCGGCCGCCUGGGCCCCCACAUGGGCGGCCACAUGGACCACACCGUGGUGAGCCCGGGCCACAUCCUGCCCAUGUCGCACCCCGCCGUGACCUCCGCCCACGCCCUGCCCCCCGGCAACGGCCACAUCAGCGGCCACCAGUACCUGGAGGCGGCGGCGGCGGCCUCGGGCGGCCAGCGCCUGGCGGACGGCGAGCGGGAGGUGCUGGACGCGAUGGCGCAGUACAGCCCGGCGGUGCUGUCGGCGCUGGGACAGGCGCUGCCGGUGGUGCACCCGCUGAGCGAGCCCAACCUGCGCAACUGGGAGGCGGCCCAGCGGCACCGCGACCUGCAGCAGCUGCAGCAGCUGGGCGAGAUGACGGUGGCGGUGCUGAGCGGCGAGCAGGUGGUGUGCAAGCUGAAGCCGCCGCUGGCGCCCAUCCACGAGAACGCGGGCGCGACGACGCAGGUGGAGCGCCACCCGCAGCCGCCCACCUACAGCCACUGUUAAGAACCGUGUACAGUCCUAGUUGUGUACAUACGUGUAUAGUGCUUUAAACCCAUUAAAGGCCUUUACGCUUUAUGAAUGUAGGUAUGCGAGUGUGCGAAAAAGUGUAAAGUAAACUCACGAUAAUCAUUAAUCUCUGUUCUUUAGACGCUGACGACGCAAAGGAAACAAACAAGUGGACGGACGGCGAGUCUCUCGCCAAGUGAACAUGAGGAACAAGUGACUCACUGACUCGGUUUUCCUUCGUGAGAGAAAAAGAGGAUUGCCGGUUGGCUGUCAUCCUAGUCAGGUCUCAAGCAGGAGGAGGAACACCGCGCUGUGUCCAUCCUUCAAGACUAAAUCCUACAGAAAUGCCAAAAUCAAAGGUGGUCCUGCUUCCUUCUAAGUGUGAACUUGGAAACAUUUCACGGGAGACAGUACAUGUGUUAGAGAAAAACCGAGAUAAGAUAUAAUGCUUUUUUAGAAGGGACACAGAAAGCAAGACUUUCCGAAAGUCGAAUUCAGACGAAAAAAAAUGAAUAAAAAAAAAGAACACGAAGGGGAAUAAAUGAUGACGGUGGUUUGGAUGUGAAAUUACACGAGUAUUUUUUGCUUGCAUUUCUUUCCAUUAACUCUCGGCACUCAAGCUCCUCCUGCUGUGACCAUCGCCCAGGCACGCUGCUGCCCGGACCCCGCUCGCUGGCUGAAGCAACAGCAGCAGCAGCACUGACAUGUGUGAACUUAUUUAUUGCACAAUUUCUUUGGAUGAUGAUGAUGGUGACUGACGAUGACGGUGGCGAUGAUGAUAAAAAAUAUUUCCAAAAAAAAAGAAAAAAAAAACGGCAAAAAUACUUUGUAGAUAGUCACAUUAAGGACACAUAAUGAACCUAAGGAGAAUUCUGUUUUUUGUGACCAUUGGAACCAAUCUAUGGAGUGUUUCCUUCAAGCAUUACAGGAUAUCAGAUGCGGCUUAAGAGGCCUUCCUUUUGCAUUUUAUUUGCAUAUUUUUUUGUUCUUUUUUUGUCUGCUUUGUUUCAGGAAGUUCUUCGUAGGAUCAAGUAACACAAGUUCAGAUUUAGGAAGCUCUAUUUGAUCGACGAUUUAAAUGAAAUAAAAAUAGAAAAGAGUAAAUGAGUGGAUCGUCUAGGCUCACAACAAGAGGAACCCAGCGAGAACGACCCUUGUAGAGAGAAAAUGUAGAUAAUGCUAAAAUGGUUGUAAAGUAGGGUGAAUAAAGAUAAAAAAAGAGUGCGUGAGAGAGAGAGAGAGAGAGAGAGAGCAAAACAUGAUGUUGAAAUCCUCAGCAUCUGAGUUUUGAGUGAAAGAGUGAGAGAGAAAAAUAGACAAAUGGACAAUUUGAUUAUGAUGAUAAUCUUGAAAACAUCCAUCUUUAAGAAAAAUCCAACCAUCUGAGUUUUGUACUUGUACGAGUAAAAACUAAAGAGAAAAAAGUCGGAUUCUUGUGACAGAAAUUGCCUCUGUUAACCGAACGACUUUGGGUCCCUCGCCAUUCCACAGAGAGGGGGCCCCCGGUAGACCCCCUCCCCCUUGUUGAUCAUUAUUAUGUAACGGCUUCCUCUCGUUUGUGCAUUUUUCUUCCAUAGAUGUUUCAAUUCUCAUUCAUUCUAACAUUGUUAUUAUUGACAGAUAUAAUUCUUUGUGUGUAAGAUGUCACGAAGCUAAAUGUCCUUUUUUAAUGAUUUUUUGUUUCUUUUCUGUUACGUCUCUUUCUUCUUUUUCAUUUUUCUCUCUCUUUUUUUAAAUAUCAUUAUGGCUGAUUCGUCUAACUUUGGAGAGACACUUAACACACGCACCAAGAUUUUUUUGCUUUUGAAUUUUUGUUUUUUUCCUAAUGUCUUUACCAGUUUGUUAAAUUUGCCCAUUUGUUAUUCACGGUUUUUGUGUUUUUUGUUAUUUUUAUGUCAUUAUCUUGGCCGCAUUUUAAAGUUCUUGACACUCUUUAGCUUUUAUUGUUUAUAACUAGUUUUUAACUUCAUAUUUUUGUAACCGGAAAGAAAGAUAGCUAAGCAUAAGUUUUUUUUUUAAUCAAAAUUCACCUUAGAAAUGAACGACACCUUAAUAUCAUUUGAACGCAUUUUAUAUUCGACAAGACUUUCCACAAAUCAGUUUGGGAUUAACUUUCCUAUUUAUUCAGUAACUUGUACGACGAAACUCGAGUCCUUUUAAUAAGAGUGUCAGACAUGUUGGCUCGUCAUAAAAUCUCUAAUAAAAAUGCUAAAAACUUCAACUAACUUAUAUUUCUGUGCCUCUCUCCCAUGUGUAGUCAUUGUAUAGAAUCAGCUCUGUUUUGUAAUAUUUUGUAUGUAAACUGUGAUACAUGUAUUAAAUGAACAAGAAUCUAUCGCCAAAUUGAUAUCAAAUAAAUUAUUGUGAAAAAAU
Penaeus vannamei (Pacific white shrimp) is the source of this 7215-nucleotide messenger RNA. NCBI's taxonomy places the organism in Eukaryota, Metazoa, Arthropoda, Malacostraca, Decapoda, Penaeidae. The record is from RefSeq and is a predicted model, not a curated record.